This is a messenger RNA of Rotaria sp. Silwood2, 951 nucleotides long. The record is from the annotation of a GenBank genome assembly. NCBI's taxonomy places the organism in Eukaryota, Metazoa, Rotifera, Eurotatoria, Philodinida, Philodinidae.
AUGACUGAUUUUUGUAUGUUUGAUGUUAUAGGUACAGCUUGCAAUAAUAAUCGAUCGCGUGCCAUUAAAUUGAUAAAACGUACAUCAACUAUGUUUGUGCUCAACAUUUCUUACGAUUGUUUAAUUUCUAAUUCUAAGAAGUUAGCUGUAUUUAAAGAUAAUAUGAUUGUAUCAAAAUGUAGAUUUAACUUGACUUAUUUCCCUGCCAUUGAACGCACGAAUGUUAUAGUCACUUGUGAAAAUAUUGAAAAUAAUCCUGGUCGAGAUUGGAAGUUUAUCUUUGGUAGUAUGAGUGGUCAUAAAUCAAGUGUUUCAAACGAAACAUUUAUUAUUACGUUUGAACCAGUACGUCUCAAUGAUAUAAUGAAUAUAAGCGUAACCAUCGAUGACAACAUAACAAUAGCGUCGAUGUUUGUACUUCGAUGUGAUCAAUCAGCAGAAAUGAAAUAUCUCAGCUAUCAAUGCGGAUUGGAUGGCAGUCAACAAAAGCCUCUUUCCGACAGCUGUACAUUUACAUGUCCUGUGAAACCAGGUAUGGACUAUGACGUAGCUGUCAUCCGUCAUCCUAUUCAAAGAUAUGAUGGGAUGCAAAAUGUUAGUGGCGUAUUUGAAAUGGACCUGUUACCAUCCAAUUUCUACACAAAACCAAAUAAAGCAAGCAAUUUCAGAGUUGAAUUAAGCGAGACAAACACUACAGUAGCAUUAAUUCAUUUCACAAUACCUCAAGGCUUGUUCGAUUAUGUUCAUGUUGCUUGCAAUGCGAUUUAUCAAAGUUGUAAUAAUUCAAGUUCUCAUUUAACGGCUAGCAUCUUCAGAACCUGUACUAAUUGCACAUAUGUUGCUAUCACUCCAAUCAUUGGAGGCGUCGAAUAUACGUGUUGGGCAAAUACUUCGAGAUCAGCAGUUAGUUCUGUACAAUAUGCAGCAGUAAAUUUUAGUACACGUACGUGA